GAGCUAUCAGUGAACUUCCGGUAUAAACAAAUUAGGGUAUUUCUUCGAAAUUUGCAACUGUAGGAUGAUGAUAUGACGUAUCAGUUCAUAAUACGUUAUUAAACACGUUAUUACAGUUAAGAGAGACAGUUGACGAAAUGGAGGCAAUGGAGAUUAGCACUAACCCAGACUUCGAGCACUCUGUUAAUCCAGAUGAUCUAGAGUGGGUUGUGUUUACCAAAGGAGAGACAGAGGAACCUUUUGAAUCAUGGUUGCAGCGAAAUUUACCUUCUGCUGUUAGCAAAGAAGCAGGUUUUGGUUGGGUGUGUAUUCGAAGGGAACCACUGCAAGGCUGGGCUGAUGAGCCGGAUCUUGGUGGCUUGUAUGACUCGUGGGAGCAGUUCUUAUCUUCAGGGAGACCAGUCACCUACCAGAACAUCAGGGAACUGGCCUUAAAUCAUAAUGUAAAGAGUGGAAAAUGGCUGUUCUUUGCUGACUCAGGCGGCAAAGUUGAUCAUCUAUGGACCAUUGUCGCCAGGGCUGUCAUUAACAAUACAUUGCCAUGUAACUCUGCAAAAGUGUCUACUUAUGAUGGCUCAAACAGGCAUGUCAUCUGUAUUUAUAACAACGAUUUCAAUGAUAAGGAGCAGGUGUUGAGUGCUGAGCAAGCUAUUCGGAAUAUGGGGAUAAAGAGCAAGAUGCUCUAUAAACCUGAUGUCUAUACCUGCUUAAAUAUUUAUAGGAAGAAUAAGUGGGGUCUGCCUGCCAAUAUCAUGCAUAGCAAUUAUGAUCUGUUGAGAGGUUCCUCAGUUAUUGAGUCAGGAGUGUAACAUUACUGUUGAGUGGAUUCUCUUUCAUUGCAUCACACAUGUAACACUUCUGUCAGAGAUGUCUGAAUCAUUUAUCUGGUCUUAGGAUGUGAUACAUCACAUUAAAAAUAGUUCUAGAAAAUAGCCCUUUUACUGUGAAUACUGACCCUGUAGAAUCAAGUGUUAGAGGUAGUUUUAGUAAAUAGCUUCUACUGUGAAUAUUGACCUCAUUGAACAAGGAUGUUAGAGAUAGUUUUACGAAAUUAUCUUUUACUGUGAAUACUGACGUCAUAGAAUCAAGGAUGUUAAAGAUAGUUCUAGAAGAAAGCAAUUUACAGUGGUCAUUGACCUAACUGAUCCAAGGGUGUUAUAAUUUAAAAUGUCACUGCUGAGCAUCCAAAAUUCUUUUAUAGGUCAUCUUUACUCAUUGACUGAGUCAGAAGUGUAAGCUUUCCAUUUCAUGAAUGAAACAGAUCAAUAUAUAGUGAGUGUCAAGACUCCACUUUGAUUGUUUUACUUGUUUUGUUAGAUAUUCAGAGAGGCGUGUUCUCAGUUAUCUGAUGAGGUUACUAGAAUGUUUGUCUGUUUGGGGAUUGGGAAAACUACUAGUGUAAAUAAAGAAGUAUAAAAUUCACAGAAUGGCGACAGGAGAUAAUCUCAUGUAAGCUCGUGUCAGCGCGUUAUCUUAUUGAAGCGUUUGCUGGCUUGAUCAAUCGUGAUCAAAUCGACAGACGCUUAUUAAAGUAUUACACUGGCGAUAUGGCCGGCACAUAAUAAACCGAAUCAGUCCAAUUUUCAAACGACAAAAGUUACUGUUGAUUUCUCAGGCUUCCAAUCAUCAAUUCAUUCAUUCCCAGUUUAGAAAAUACUGAUAACAUUAAAAAAAAACACCAUUAUCAUUAUAAAAAAACAGUCUGAUAGAAAGUUUCUCAUGACACAAAUUUUUAUCCUUCUGCUGUCUGUUUCAUACACAGUUAAAAUGAGAUCUCAUCCAGUUCCCACGUGAUGUUGGCAAGAUUUGCUCUAUAUGCUUUUCAAGUUGCCGAUUUAUAUUUUUUUAUAGCUCUUUGGUAUAAACACCCAGUUGGGCGAUAUUCAAAACAAUUACCACACCUUGAUAGUUUUUGAAAUGCACUUUCAAAAUAAAUCCUUGUUAAUCUAUGGGAAUGUUACAUCGAGUAUUUACUUAAGGUGUAAUAAUUAAAAUUAACCUAUUAUGGUAUUAAACUACAGUUGAAUUUCGUUCACUCGAACUUGGAUAAAUCAAAAACCACCCUUGGCUUGAGCUCAUCCUCGGGUGCGGGCAGAGUCCCUUUAUAAUGUAUACUUUUUAUGGCUCGAACUACCAAUACCUCGAAUAAAUUUGGCCGGUCCAGUCUAGUUGGAGCGAAUGAAGUUAAUCUGUAUCUGUUGACACAUAAAAUAGUGAAUGAAGAUUUAGUGUGCCUUUCCCUGUAAGCCUUUUACUUCAGUUUCAUUGAAACGACUUUACUCUAUUUUUAUUAGCCAUUCUUUCUGCUAAAAAUUUACUUGUUAAUGCUGCUGGUUCACAAUUCGGGUAAAAUAUUUUAAUAUCUUCUGUUUUAUACCAUUUUAUAUAAAACACUUGUCAGUACUAAAUAACAAAAAAGUAAGGGUAGUAUUAGAUAUUCAUAAAAGAAGCCCUUGAACAAUGUUGAUAAUUGAUUUUUUUUUUCAUCAUUUGAAAACAGUUUACUGCUUUCAGAUUAUUGUUUCUUAACUUACAUGUAUUUCAGAUUAUUGUUGUUUAAUUUUGCCUGUAUACUUCACAAAAUUUUAAUGACUUAAGAGUUUUAACAUUACCAAUUAAAUAAGUUUUAUUUUU
Mercenaria mercenaria is the source of this 2634-nucleotide messenger RNA. Its product is annotated as UPF0696 protein C11orf68 homolog. The record is from RefSeq and is a predicted model, not a curated record. The transcript has 3 exons. Bases 138 to 809 code for a protein of 223 amino acids. NCBI's taxonomy places the organism in Eukaryota, Metazoa, Mollusca, Bivalvia, Venerida, Veneridae.